Punica granatum (pomegranate) is the source of this 1869-nucleotide messenger RNA. The record is from RefSeq and is a predicted model, not a curated record. Lineage: Eukaryota; Viridiplantae; Streptophyta; Magnoliopsida; Myrtales; Lythraceae.
ACCAAAUACAAUGACUUGACCCUGUCUAUAUAUCUUUCACCUUCUCUCUCGCCGGCCUUGCUCAUCUCUCUAUAGAUCUGCCAGCCCUGCUCCACUUCUCCCCUCACCUUCUUUACCUUCCAUCUCCUUAGCCUUGAAGAUAUAAAAUAAAUAAUACGUACACAUUUUCCUAUACAUAUACAUGCACAGUACUUUCUAAUAUUAUAUCAUACUGAUCAGUUGCCUUUUGCAUUAUAUAGUGGCCCUUUGGCAGAGUUUGAGUUGAGCCAUAACAAGCUUAGCUAGUGAGUGGUGUUCCAUGUGCUUUGGAAUCACCUCAUAAACAGCAUUCCCUCAUAUAUAUAAACCUCCAAUCCAUCACUAGCUAUAGCUUCUAUAUACUCCAUACAUACAUAUAUAUAUAUAUAUUUACAAGACGUCUCUCUUUCCUCGUAUCCUCUUUUAUCUGUUUUCUUGAGGUUCCCAGUCCUUUAAUUUUCCACUCUCCUCAUUGUGAUUAAGUACCAUCAGAAACACAACUCAUGGGGGAAGAGGCCAAGCAGGAGCAGGCUAAGGCGGAGGAGAAGCCGGUGGAAAAGGUAGAGGAGAAUAAGAAGGAAGAAGAGACUAAUAAAGAGGAGAAGAAAGAAGAGGAGAAGAAGGAAGAGGAGCCAAAGCCACCUUCUCCUUGUGUGUUGUAUGUCGAUUUGCAUUGCGUCGGAUGUGCCAAGAAAAUCGAGAGGUCCAUCUUGAAAAUCCAAGGAGUGGAAGGGGUGGUAAUAGAUAUGGCCCAAAACCAAGUGACCCUGAAAGGGAUAGUGGAUCCACAAGCUGUGUGCAAUAGAAUCAUCAAGAAGACCAAACGCAGGGCCAAAGUCCUUUCACCUUUGCCCCCGGCUGAAGGUGAACCCUUGCCCCAAGUUCUCCCUUCCCAGGUGAGUGGCCCGACGACCGUGGAGCUUAACGUGAACAUGCACUGUGAGGCGUGUGCUGAACAGCUAAAGAGAAAGAUACUCAAAAUGAGAGGAGUUCAAACAGCUGUGACAGAUCUAGGGAGUAGCAAGGUGACCGUGACGGGGACGAUGGAUGCGGAGAAGCUCGUCGACUACGUCUACAGACGGACUAAAAAGCAGGCCAGGAUCAUCCCCCAGCCUGAACCCGAAAAACCCCCAGAAUCGAAGCCCGAGGAGAAGCCUGCGGAGGAAGCGAGCUCGCCUCCUAUCAAAGAGAAGAAAGGAGAAGACGGUGAGAAGAAGGAGGAAGGCGGUGAAAAGAAAGAGGAGCAGCCCCAAGAAGGAGAAGCAAAGAAAGAAGAUGAGAAGGAGGGCAAGGAAGAAGAGCCCAAGAAAGUUGAAUUAGGAGAUCAGUAUCAUCUGGGUGACCCAUUGAUGACCAUUGAAGAGGAGAGCUUGAAGAGGAUGAUGUACUCCUACCAGCCAAUGUACGUGAUCGAGAGGAUCCCGCCGGCUCCUCAGCUCUUCAGCGAUGAGAACCCGAAUGCAUGCUCUGUCUCCUAGUCUGUCGGAACGAUCGCCUUAUCGUCUCAUGGGACAACCCUUUUUUUUCCUGUUCACAGUCAGUACAUGGAGUAAAACCAUCAGACGAUGCAGUUGCUGACGAUGAUAUCGGUGAAACUUGCAUGUUUUUUUUAUGUGAGUCUCACAAUCUAUCAUAUGUACACAUCCAUGAUUAAUCGAGAUAUCAUGCUGAUUAAAGAGAAACCGGGUUAUACAUAAUUAGCAGUUUCAAUCCCCGAGAUGAGUCGAGAAACAGCCCGGGCUUGAGAAAUGGACAGUGAAUUUAUCAUUUGGUCAUGAAUUGUAUGCUGUAAGAUUCAUGUUCUGAACACAUAAUAUUGUAUGAUACUAUCGAUCAACUGUUACGGUUUAA